ACGUAACCAUCAUGGGAUGUUGUGCGGCUUACGGCAAUAGAGUAGAACCAUUAGAGCCGAGUGGUCAGGCUCUAGAGGGACCAGUAAAAGACCGAACAUGUCGCGAUGUCUUAUUUCUUAUACUCUUCAUCUGUUUUAUUGGAGGCAUGGGCUAUGUAUCCUAUCUAGGGUUUAUAGCUGGUAAUCCUAAUCGUUUUAUCUAUGGUACAGAUAGCUGGGGUAAUGUUUGUAAUCAAUAUAAUGAUAAAAUACCAGGUUCCAACCUCUCCGGACAAGAUAUGGGACAGCGACCGGUUGUAUUUUAUUAUGAUAAAGAUUUUCUAAAAGAUAUAUCAUCUGGUAAUUACUUGACGUCAUCAUCUGUAUCAGUCUGUGUAUCAAGAUGUCCGAACUCUACUCUUACUACUGUUAAUGAUUUACAAGAUUUUGCUACAAGUUUUAAUUCUAGACUAUGUCGAUAUGACGUGGAGGUCAGUCAGUAUUAUUCUGGUGACGUCAAUGGUACUGGAAGCUGUCCACCUCUACCCGUUGAAGAGACAACUGAGAUAUUCCACCGAUGUAUACCAACUAGUUUAACAUCGAUAUUCAACCAGUUUGGUGAAGUUAUCAGCAGUGUGCUCAAUCUGAUUGAUGAAGAUUUUACUGAAAAAUCCUACUCUGACUUGCAGAAGACAUGGAAGGACAUUUUAUAUCUUACUUCAUUUGCUUUAGCUUUAUCUGUGGUUAUUAUCAUCUUGUUGAGGUUUUUUGCCGGUGUAUUAGUGUGGUCGAUGGUGAUUAUUGUGGUUCUAGCAACUUUAGCUGGUACAGGAUUCUGCUGGUAUAGUUAUUAUCUGAAGUUAACCCAGAAUUGGUUGAUUGGUUCGAUAGUAGCCACUGUUGUUUGUUUAAUUGUUCUGCUAAUAUUACUUGUUAUGAGGAAAAGAAUAGCGUUAGCCGUACAGUUAUUUAAGGAAGCUGGGAAAGCAGUAGGAAGAAUGCCGGUUUUACUCCUUCAGCCAUUUCUCACAUUAACUGUACGCGGUGGUGCCGCUGCUGGAUUGGUCUAUCUGUUCUUGUAUUUAGUUACAGCAAAAAUCAUUAGUGUUGAUGACAGCAAUGGUCACGUGACCUUCAACGACGACCCUAAAAUGAAUUAUCUAAUGGCUUAUUAUGUGUUGGGGUUUCUAUGGAUUAUGGAGUUUAUUGUUGGCUGUGAAAGAAUGUUGAUAUCUGGUGCUGUAGUUCGAUGGUAUUUCACACGGAAUAAAGAUGACCUGAAUUGGCCAAUUUCUAAAUCAUAUAAAACUAUGAUAAGGUAUCAUCUUGGUUCAAUAGCUCUGGGUUCAUUAUUAAUAGCUCUAGUACAGUUUGUUAGGUUAAUAGUGGCAUUUAUUGACGGCAGAUUGAGAGGAAAAGAAAAUCCCAUUGCCCAGGUAUUGCUAAAAAUGUUAAGCUGCUGUUUAUGGUGUUUUGAAAAGUUUUUGAAAUUUCUGAAUGCCAACGCCUACAUCGAAAUCGCUAUUCAUGGAUACAGUUUCUGUAAAGCCGCCAAAUCUGCCAUGUCGGUCAUCAUUAAAAAUGUUCUCCGGGUAGCUGCUGUUAAUUGUGUCGGGGAUUUUCUUCUCUUUCUGGGAAAAGCUGGAACCGUUGCCAUAGUAGCAGUUGUUGGUAUUGAAAUGUUUAGGGAUCGUGUAGAUAUUAAUUACGUAUGGUUACCUAUCACAGUGGCUUGUAUAAUAUCGUAUUUACUCAGUAGCUGUUUCCUCUCCGUAUAUGAGAUGACCAUUGAUGCAAUAUUUAUUUGCUUUGUUGAAGACUGUGAUAUGAAUGAUGGCGAUAAAAAUCCAUAUUUUAUGAGUAAAUCGUUAAUGAAAUAUGUGAAUGGAGGAAAACUGGUGGACAGUAAAGAAGGCAAAGAGAAGUUUUGAUUUGAUAGAAUUUGUGAUAAAACCCAAAUGUGUGAUAUAUAUUUAUAUUUAUCUCUCGAGAUGUUGAGUGCUGUUGUGUUCUGAAAUAUGAGUAUUAUAAAAUUGUAAUUUAACAAUAUUUCACACCCCCUGAAGUAUCUGGUACUAUUACUUUAUAACUGACGUCCAAACGAAUCUACACCAAGACCGAACAAAAACAAUAACAGGCUGCAUAUCAAAAACACACCCCCGGUUGGACAAGCGACCUCACUCCUUGUCACGUACAAGCGGGGAAUAUAAACCACGCCACUCAAUCUGCUUAAAAUAAAUAUCUAUAUUUCUUCUCGUUUUUCUAUACGUUCGUUGGCCUGCACUACUGUAGUGAACACAAAUAAAACGAUAUUUUUAACUACAUUUGUAUAGAUUUUAGUUUUUAGCCAACGAAAGGAGUGCAUUCUUAAAACAUUUUAAAAUAGUAUUCGCGAAUAAGUACCCGAACGUGGGCCGAUAUAAACACGCGAAUUAUUAUGGUUCAAUAACCCACAUAAUUAGCUGUUGUUUCUUUUGAACGUCAGUCAGUAUGUUUACGGUUUAUAUUUGUUAUCUAAGAAGUUGCGAUAUUUUUUUCUCUGUGUUUUGUUGUAAAUGUUGCUUCUUUCCGAAUUGAUAAGUUUAUUAAACAGAUUGGUCAUAGCCCUGAUGUGUCUGUGACCCUAAAGUUGCACCUAUCCUUAUAUAAAUGUAUGUUAUCAGGCUUGGAAAUAACGGUUUUAGAUCUACCUGACAAAAUGUCAGGCACUUCUGCAAUAGUACCUGAUAUUUUCAACUUAAUACCGGACAUGUAUUAAUAAUAUCAAUAAAAAAGACAAAUCAGUGCCAGACAAAAUGACAGGCACCAGAGGUUUAGUGCUGGACAAAUUGAUAGGCACCAAAUGUUUAGUGCCUGACAAAGCUUGAAUCUGUGUCUGGCAUUGUCUGUGACAGGUGUCAUAUUUCCAGGCUUGUAUGUUUUGUAUUUUGUUAUGAUAUGCGAUUUGUUGUGAGAUAUGAUGUUGUUAUCAGUAUUUUUUCAUCGAUUCCUUCCACAUUACAAUCAAAAUCAUGGAAACUAUAUAUACAUUUAGAAUUUCAACAAGCAAGAUAACAAAGAGCCAGGAGAAAUUAUUGCCCUAACGCUGCCACACUAACGAGCAGGUUUCAGGUUCGCUCCCGGUGAUGGAUGAGAAAUUUUCUCAAUCUUUAUCCCCGAGUGGUUUCCCCUUGUCAGUUCCGCCCAAAUAUAACGUCAAAUCCCUUUUCAUUUUUGUGUGGCUUGUUGCGGAGAUAAGUAUUUUAUUUGACCAAUGUGACAUGGUUUGAAAGCAGUUGAAAGAGUGGAAUCAGGAUUCCGUCCAUAUAUAAAUUAUUAUUAUUAAAUUAAAAAUUAUUUUAGUAAUUAUUAUAUAAAGUUAACAUGAAUAUUUGUAGAGACCAAAGAUCGAACCAAGGCCACAUUAAUUUGAUUUUCUGUUCUUCGUCAAUCUGAUUACAACACAGAUCUAUAUUUCGUUUCGUUUUUUUUAUACUUUCGAUGGCCUACACUACAUGAAGAUCUGAACGGUUGUAGCAAAAUGUCCCUAUGGCGUCAGACAUUUGAAUAACUAAUCAGCAUUGAUGUUACUAGUGGAGUUACCCACAGUUCCGUGCAAAACACGCCUAAAGCUCGCAGUAACAGACCGUUUCAUUGGAUAAUCCCUCACACCAUUCAGAACACGUCAAUGAUAACAACUCUUCUAGAUCUUAGUGUAGUAAAGACAAGUAAAACGAAAUUUUGAACUAUAAAAAACGAAGCGAAACAGGAUCUGUGUUUUAAUCAGAUUGAUGGCGCGAUAUAUAACGUGGGUUAUAUAACAACUCUUCUAGGCCCUAGUGUAGUAAAGACAAGUAAAACGAAAUUUUGAACUAUAAAAAACGAAACGAUACAGGAUCUGUGUUUUAACCAGAUUGAUAAUUCACAGUCUUGAUAAAUGCGUAAUAGCAGCUUGAAUCACGUGACAGAUGUUUAGUUUAAAAUUUCAAAACUUGAAGAUGCGUUAUAUAAGAUUAGAUAAAGAGUUGACAGUUCUCGUUUUAAUAGUUAAAGCAUAGAUAAUUAAAAGGGAAUAUCUUGAAAAUUACUUUAUUCUGAGCGCAGUUAGGGCUGUUUUGAUAAUAGCGGAGUCUCGAUUGCCAUGGCUACCGUUGUUACGAUAGUAAACAAAGUCUCGAUUAUCUAUUUUUUAAUUAAAUCAUUAACCGCCAAUCAUGGUUAAAUCCGUUGAAAGUCUCAAACAUUCGAUGGCAUCGAGAGUUGAUUACGGUCUUGACAAGUUAAUGAAUGUCGAAUUAAUAGUUUAUAUAACAUUUCAGGCCCACAGAAAGACAUGCAAUAGACAGAUUUAAGAUUUAGCUCUUGGAUAAUGCAUCUAUAAACAUUUGGGUUGAAUCAUGUGAAAGUUGUUUUGUUUAAAAUUUCAAAACUUAAAACUUCGGAACUAAAAACCUUUGAAAAUCCCGGGAAGACCUGAAAAUUAAACUCUAAAUUGGUUUGGCCUUAGUUCUUUUUAUUGGACCUCUUUCAUUAUUAUUGGAGCCAAGUUCUAUAAAUAUAAAUAAACUAGUCCAAUUUUAUUGGCGCCAAGUUCUAUAAAUAUAAAUAAACUAUAUGCAAUUGUUA
This is a messenger RNA of Patella vulgata (common limpet), 4584 nucleotides long. RefSeq names its product choline transporter-like protein 1. The record is from RefSeq and is a predicted model, not a curated record. Lineage: Eukaryota; Metazoa; Mollusca; Gastropoda; Patellidae. Gene Ontology annotation, molecular function: transmembrane transporter activity. The transcript is spliced from 20 exons. Gene Ontology annotation, biological process: transmembrane transport. Bases 12 to 1910 code for a protein of 632 amino acids. Gene Ontology annotation, cellular component: membrane.